ACCUGACUUUAGCACUAACGCGCCUGAGAUCGCUGACAUCCGGACGAAUUUAGGAAAGAGGAAGACACCAGAUCCGACGUGUUUGUCACUUUAUAGCCUUGACAUUUAUUCAGACCUCGGGAUGAUUAGAUGAGCGGUUCCUCCAAGCAAAAAUAAAUAAAGAAAAUAAAAAAAGACAAGUUAGAACCAAUAAAGCCCUGAACUGAAGCAGGCAGUUUUAAGGCAGCAGGAUUGCCAUGGAUAAGUCCAAGAACUUUCGGAUCGAUGCUCUGCUGGCGGGAGAGUCACAGAGGAGGAGAAGUCGGGACUCUGAUGUACUCGAUGUUGAAGCCACUCUGUGCAAACGACCAGACAGCUCUCCGAUCCGGAGCAGUGCCAGUGCGCUCCAGCAGACAGGAAUCGUGCCCAAACCCGGCCUGCUAACCAUCCCUCAUCCAGGACUAAGCGCGUUAUCUCAGGGUUCGCUCGCAGGGAUGUACCCGGGCCCGGUGUGCUCUCUGAGUGCGUUGGGAGCGCAGCAUGCCGCAUUCCCGUAUCCCGCCUUCGCUCCACCGCAUCCCGAGCAGCUGAAGGCCGCCGCCGUGGCGGGACAUUUCCCCUUCGAGCAGUGGAUCCGCGCCGGCAUCAUGGUUCCGAGACUCGCCGAGUUUAACGGCUCUCCUCAGUCAGGCCUGAUGGGAAAGUGUCGUCGACCUCGAACUGCUUUCACUAGUCAACAACUACUGGAGCUGGAAAACCAGUUCAAAUUGAACAAGUACCUGUCGCGACCCAAACGCUUUGAAGUGGCCACUUCAUUAAUGCUGACUGAAACACAGGUGAAAAUCUGGUUCCAAAACAGACGGAUGAAAUGGAAGCGCAGCCGCAAAGCCAAAGAGCAGGCAGCACAGAUGGAGGCUGAUGGCAGUCAGCAGGUCAAACGCUCCAGCAAACCCGGAGACCCUCGCCGCUGCAGUACACAGGACGACGAUGAGGAGCUGGAAGCCGAGGAAGAAGAAGAUGAAGAUGAAGGUUUCGGAGGUGCUCUAAAUGGCAGCGUGGGCCUGCCUCACUCCUCAGACUUUCUCCAGCACAGCUCCGAGUUGAGCUACAGCUCUCACAGCUCUUACUCAGAUGACGACCUGGAAGAGAUUGGAGCAGACAGGAAGAUUAGUGUAGGGCUUUGAAGGCAUAGUGUAACUAUGAAUUAUUUACCCAUUGUGUUGUCCAACAGCUUGUCGCAUCUAUAGCCUUCAUCAGAGACUUGCAAAGACUGAAGCCGUGCACCAAAAUCUCUAUCUCUUAUUUAUCUAUGUGGCAGCCUUUAACUUAUAAACUGCUGUCUUGUCCCAAGUAGGAAUGUUUCUCUCUGUAAAAAUGUCUUUGUCCUUUGUGUUCAGGUGAGCAUUAUGGAAAUUUGAGUAGUGGAACCAACAUUUCUACUGCAUGCAACCCAGAUGCUUACUUUUGUACAUUGAUCUGUACAUACACAUGAACAAAAACUUGUGUGGCUCUGAACUACACUGUGCUCAAUGGGAACGGAGGGUUACUGUAUGGUGCAAAGCUUUUGGUAUACAGCAUUUUUUUCUCAGAAACCACUGACUAAAUAACACAGCAGAUCUCCUCGCCAAAUAUUGAGAAACCGGAGCAAAAGCGGAGUGUGUUACUUAGUCAUUCGUCUUCGUCAUGUUUGUUAUUGGUGGUGUUGUCCUUAAUGGUAUUUAAGUAUUAUAGAUUAUAUCUAAUUUAUUCACGGUAAAAUGUACACAGUGAAAAUUCACACACACACACAAAAAAAAGAAAAUU
Messenger RNA from Hemibagrus wyckioides, 1782 nucleotides. It is a transcript of the gene mnx2a, whose product is annotated as motor neuron and pancreas homeobox 2a. Lineage: Eukaryota; Metazoa; Chordata; Actinopteri; Siluriformes; Bagridae. The record is from RefSeq and is a predicted model, not a curated record. Gene Ontology annotation, cellular component: nucleus. The transcript has 3 exons. Gene Ontology annotation, biological process: regulation of DNA-templated transcription; central nervous system development; spinal cord motor neuron cell fate specification. Gene Ontology annotation, molecular function: sequence-specific double-stranded DNA binding; DNA-binding transcription factor activity, RNA polymerase II-specific. Bases 237 to 1163 code for a protein of 308 amino acids.